AUGAAUCCAGUACCGCGAAAAAGCACCAUAGCGAAUGAUUUGGAUCGUUUAUUGCCGGAAAAUUUGGAUAUUCUCAAACUCGUCGGAAGAGGUGGCUAUGGAAAUGUCUACCAAGUACGACAGAAGACCGACGGUGGUGUGUAUGCAAUGAAGGUCGUCACCAAAACUACAAAGGCAUUUGACCCGGUCCAUCUUGCCCAGGAGAAGAAAAUUAUGGCAACUGUCAAAAAUCCAUUCCUCUGUGUAAUGCAUCACAGUUUCGAAAACGAUCAGAAGGCAUAUCUCGUCUUGGAGUUUCUAUCCGGAGGUGAGAUGUUUACAUAUCUCAACAAGAAAAAGAAAUUGGAUGAGGAAACUACAAGAUUCUACAUAGCUGAGAUAGUUCUCGCGUUAGAAUACCUUCACAAGAAUGAUGUUAUCUACCGUGACCUAAAACCAGAGAAUAUUAUGUUCGAUAAGAACGGACACAGUAAAUUGAUCGAUUUUGGGCUCAGCAAGUCAAAUGUGCCGAAAGGAGGUUACACAACAACACUUUGUGGAACUAUGGAAUUUAUGGCUCCAGAAAUAAUCAGAAGAUCACCUUACGGGCACCCAGCCGACAUUUGGGCUCUUGGAAUUUUGAUGUUUGAUAUGCUUGCUGGUGGACCACCGUUUUAUGGAAGGACUAAACAGGAGUUGGCACAACAUAUUUUGCAUGGAAAAAUCGGAAUGCCGAUUCACAUUUCUCUUGAAGCAAGAGACGUAAUCAAAGGGCUAAUCACACGAGCGCCUCUCAGGAGAAUUACCAUUCCUGAUAUUAAGGAAACGGCUUUCUUCGAGCCAAUGGAUUGGGAAAAACUGAAAGCUCGUCAGAUUAAACCUCCGUUUCAACCACUUCUUGAGAGCAAUGAAGAUGUUUCUCAAUUCGAUGUUUUUUUUACUGAGAUGGCACCGGAAGAUCCGUCAUGUGAAACUGCAGAACUUGAUGAAAACUCUAAUCAAGAAGCCGAUCCGUUUGCUGGAUUCGAGUUCCAAGGACCGAUCAUCAAGAACAAAAAGUUGAAGUCAUCCAAGUCAAGAAGCAAUAUUAUCAAAAGGUGGAUUCUGGACAAAUUUUUUACGUGCUUGAGCUGA
Molecule: messenger RNA, 1113 nt
Organism: Caenorhabditis briggsae
Lineage: Eukaryota; Metazoa; Nematoda; Chromadorea; Rhabditida; Rhabditidae
Exons: 2
Coding region: 1-1113 (370 amino acids)
Biological process (GO): protein phosphorylation
Molecular function (GO): ATP binding; protein serine/threonine kinase activity
Source: RefSeq, a predicted model, not a curated record